AUGUGUUUCAGGGUCAACAGUGGUUUUGAGGAGCAGUUGCAUCUGUAUGAGGCCCUGCAGUGUGAAGUGGAUACCUCCAGUCCUCUGUACAAACAGUACAGACUGACCAAGAUCACUGAGAAGUACCCUGAGUUGCAGCAUGUUCCCAGGGAGCUGUUUGCCAUUGACCCUGCCCAAUCCAGCUCUUCUGAAGUGUCCUAUCGCUGCAGGAAGUGCAGACGAACUCUGUUCCGUGGCUCCAGUAUUCUCAGUCACCCAGUAGGAGAAGGAGCACCAGCCUUUAGUCACAAGAAGUCCAGUAACCUCACUGGAGGCAUCCAGUGUACUUCGUACUUCAUCGAACCAGUGCAGUGGAUGGAACAAGCUUUACUUGGAGUGAUGGAUGGACAGCUGCUGUGUCCUAAGUGUAGCUCUAAACUGGGCUCAUUCAGCUGGUGUGGUGAUCAGUGUUCGUGUGGUCGCUGGGUCACUCCCGCCUUCCAGCUGCACCGCAACAGAGUGGACGAGAUCCGACAGCUCAACAUGCACAAAUAACACACACUUACACUCACACUCACUCACUCAUGAAUGCAGUCUUGACAAACAGAAAAAGAAAUAACACAGACCUCAUCAACAUACAGUCUAACAGGAACAAUAUGACAGAGAAUUUUAAACCUUACAUAGUUGUGUGAGAGCGUAAGUCAAGCUUGUACAGACACUUACCCAAAGGAAAAAAAAAGUUGAUUUGAUUGUCAAGUAUGACAUCUUGUGGCUUUUCAAAUUGUUGCAAACUGCAAUAUUUUUACUAAAAUAUGUGCUGAAACAAUCAGUCUUUUAUUUGAUUCAUCAGUAAAUGAAUUAUGCAUUUUGUUUAAUUCAAUUAAUAAAAAAUGUCCAUAUUGGAUGUUUUUAUAGUAACAAUGUGUUGAUGUAAACAUCCUUUAGCUGUCCAAGCUGUUUACUGAGACAAGCUGGUGAAUGCAGAAAUGUUUGUAUCUUUACAAGCUAAAGAAACAAACAUUUCUUUAGAGUUGGUAGAGACCCAAACUAGAGCUAAGAGCUGUUUUAAAAUAUCAAGUUCAAAGGUAACCUCUGUGAUCACAGCUGGUUGCCCCCAGGUGGCAAAAAAAUGUUAUUUUAGGUGUAAAGUUGCAUUUUUGCUGUUUUUUGCCACUUAAUAACAGUUCAGUUAGCUCAAAACUGUCAUAAAAAGUGAAUUUUAUACCACAGUUAAUAUUUAAAUCCAAGGAGGAUCCCCUUGACUUUCUACAUAGUUUUUGAAUCUGAAAGUAAGAUAGAUGACUGCUCUGUAAAACACCAAUAAUGUAAAUAAAUGAAAAAUAAAAAAAUACUUAUAUUAAAAGACAA
Messenger RNA from Plectropomus leopardus (leopard coralgrouper), 1347 nucleotides. The record is from RefSeq and is a predicted model, not a curated record. NCBI's taxonomy places the organism in Eukaryota, Metazoa, Chordata, Actinopteri, Perciformes, Serranidae.